This is a messenger RNA of Poecilia latipinna (sailfin molly), 1971 nucleotides long. Its product is annotated as proline-rich receptor-like protein kinase PERK8. Bases 1290 to 1886 code for a protein of 198 amino acids. Lineage: Eukaryota; Metazoa; Chordata; Actinopteri; Cyprinodontiformes; Poeciliidae. The transcript has 3 exons. The record is from RefSeq and is a predicted model, not a curated record.
ACUAACCUGCCUGAGAUUUUACUUCAGUUUCAAGUGAACCAAAGCUUUACUUGUACUGUCCACUUCAAGAACACGAACAAUGCAAUGAGACAAAUGGGGUGCAGACUAUUUGACAUUUUACAAGUGGAGAGAGACUGCUCAUGUCAAACCUUGAUGCUGAGGGGCAGAUGCUCACACUGAAAGCUGUCGGCUAACAGGAAGCAAAGCAAGAUAUGAUAACUGAGGGAUAAUUUGGUCUGGUAACAAUUCGGCAUAAGCAUACUUCAUUCCUGCUUGACGGGGUGGGGGAUUUUUUUUUUUUUUUUGGCCCCUUAAUUAAAUGCCACACCCUGCUUAAAUAACAGUCUAUCCCUUUGGCACUGUUUCAGUCUUUUGUUGGCUACUUCCAGUAGGGAAAAGGUCCAUGUCAUAAAGCUUGGAAUAUAUCCAACUAGCUUUUAAAGCCAGCACUCUACCAGAUCACCUGUGGGAUGUGAUGGAACAUGAGCUGCAUCUCAUUGAUGAGCAGGAACUGCAUGUCAAUAUGGACUAAAGUCUGCCCUAAAUUUGUCAAAGGGGGCUCAAGAUGUACUUGAUAGUGGCUAUUGGGUACACCUUGUUUUACAUGCAAGGUGUAUUUGGAGUGUAGAGGGAGACAUUCAGUGUUGAACUAAAAUUUGCAGGGUCAUGUCUCGGCAUCUGAAAACUAAGAUGCUCCUUAGCUGACGGCUUUUAAAAUUUGAACACAUUAGAUGACUCUGCUACCUCAGGAAAGCUUAAGUUAUGAGGGAAAACACAGUGAUGGUAACACAUUCUGAUCGUUAGUGAGAUGAAACUGCUUCUAGGAAAGCUUUGUGUGUUCCACAGUGAGGCUGUUUGAACUCCAUGCAUAUAUUUUUGUUGCAAACAUCUCCAUGGCACCCCAGUGUAUUCAGCCCAGAAUCUAGAUGUUAUUUAAAGUCUGGACCAAAUUCUUCCUAUUGUUUACACAAAAACCACAAAUCAUGUUUACUUUGGCUGUGAGGCAACUUCUGGUCCGCUCAUUCUCUCAUUUUCCAGUAAGAAUUUUAAACUCUUUAAUUUCAACUCGUGUGUGGGUGUUAAAUGAUUCAGCUUCUAUAGUUGGAGAGUUUAUCUACAAUAUAAUAAGGACCCCCCCCCCCCCCAUCCCUCAGAUGAUGGAUUGCUGCUGUGUAGCCCCCACAUAUGUAAACAGCCAUAUAAAAACAGACCCAUCUCAAAUGUUUAGUUCAUUCUGGACAUAGAAGAGGCAAGCAUCGUCUUGGAGGUACUGCUGAGCAGAGGGGACAAUGGAAGUUGCAGGGGCUGCAUUUUGGGCAGCACUUAUGGUGACGUUUGUGACAUCUAAACCGGUUUGCCUACAUGUGGAAGACGAUUCCUCAAAAUCAUCAGAGUCCAGCGAGUCGAUGUCAUCAUCGGAGGAGACCGAAGUCCAGUUCGGACCCUCACAACCGGCGCUAACAGACACGGGCCUGCAGACGGAGCUCCUGGACUCCAAUCCUUCUUCAUCCACAACCGACUCGGCAGCACCGCCGGUGCCUGAGGAUCCACAGACCUCCACAGACAUAGACCCUCUACAACCCCUCCCACAGGGUCCCUGUCAGACUGCUCUCCAGGUGGACAGCUCUCUCGGCGCAGCACCCGACUCUCCGGAUGCUGGCAUGGCAAUAAUCACGACGAAACCAAAAGGCACCGGCGCAUACGAGGGCCUCCAGCGGGAAGCCACCCCACCCGCUCCUGUACAGGUCCUCACACCCACUCCUCUGUCGGUUUCCACAGACACGCCCUCCACCAUCCCCGAAGACACCCCUGCUACCAGUUUGGAUUGUUUCACCGUGCAGCUUCUAACAGCCGAGCCGCCGCCACCUCGAGGAGACAGCAUAUGAGGAAUUGGGCUAUAUGGACUUGAAGUUUUAUCACAAUAUUUUAUCGGUACUACUUUGAUAACAAUAAAGGUGACAUUAAGAAUUA